AUGCCGACACGACACCGACCACCACCCCCCAACCCGACCCCCCCCCGCCGACCCCGCCCCCCUGCCUUACCUCGGGGGAAUAAGGAAGCGGCUGAGGCCGGGAACGAGGCCGAGGCCGCCACCCUGGCUGCCACCCCCACUCCGACGCGACGCCACCACCCCGCCGACCCGCCCCGCCGACCCCCCCACCGAUGCCGACACCGACCACCACCCCGCAAACCCGACCCCCCAAUCCCGCCGACCCCCCCCCCCCCCCCGCCGCUGCCUUACCUCGGGGGAAUAAGAAGCGGCUGCGGCCGGGAACGAGGCCGAGGCCGCCACCCUGGCUGCCACCCCCACUCCGACGCCGACGCCAACCCACCCCUCCGACUCCGCCUCCCGCCGACAACCCCCAACGAUGAAGCGGCUGCGGCCGGGAACGAGGCCCAGGCCGCCACCCUGGCUGCCACCCCCACUCCGACGCCGCCCACCCACCCCGCCGACCCCGCCCCCGCCGACCCCCCCUACCGAUGCCGACACCGUCCACCACCCCCCAACCCGACCCCCCCCCGCCGACCCCCCCCCGCCGCUGCCUUACCUCGGGGGAAUAACGAAGCGGCCGCGGCCGGGAACGAGGCCGAGGCCGCCACCCUGGCUGCCACCCCCACUCCGACGCCGACCCCGCCACCCCGCCGACCCCCCCACCGAUGCCGACACCGACCGACCACCCCCCCCAACCCGACCCCCCCCCGCCGACCCCCCCCCCGCCGCUGCCUUACCUCGGGGGAAUAA
Molecule: messenger RNA, 771 nt
Organism: Marmota monax (woodchuck)
Lineage: Eukaryota; Metazoa; Chordata; Mammalia; Rodentia; Sciuridae
Exons: 2
Coding region: 1-771 (256 amino acids)
Source: RefSeq, a predicted model, not a curated record